AUGGAGAUCUUGAGCGUCGUCGUCGACAAAAAGGAAGCAGAAGCUAUCGAGAGACGAAGACAUAGAGAAGCACUUCGGCAGGAGCGAAUUUUUAAUGUGCGAGAAAGAACGAUGGGGGUUGAUACUUCUGCCCUGGAUCUCCAAUCCGCCGAGCGCUCUCGAAGGGAAAAAUUCGAGGAUGAGCGUCACCAAGCAUACGCCAAAGAAAUGGUUCGAAACGACAAGCUCGCAACUUUGGCAAGCCUCCGCCACAACCAGGACCUGCGCGAAAUGGCGAAAGAGCUCAACAACUUUCGCUUUCAAAAUCAACGCGCAGACACGCGCCGGGAAUGGGACUUGAAUGAUCCAGACGCGAAGCUGAAAGACAAACCAGCGAGAACGAGCGAUUUUGAUCGAUCAUUGGGACUUUCCGCCGCGCAAGUGUUUGAUGGAGAAGAUUUGGCGGCGAAAUCGCGCCAAGAAGUUCAGAAAACGCAGCGAAAUCAGUGGGCAGAGGCGCAGAAGAUCGAAAAAGACUUCAAAACGCAAGUUGAAGAGUUCGAAAAGCACAAAUUCGCACAACAACAAUUGGAAAAUAUCGCCUCGUUUCAGAAAAUGGAGGAAGAAGCAGAGUCGCAAAAAGCGGCUGAAAGAAAAGCUCUCCGAGAUUUCAAUCUUCAGCAAGCGGAGGAAAGAAAACAACGAGAAGCAGAACGCGCCCAGCAGGAUUUGCAAGAUAAACUGACCGAAAUUAAAAACAAUAUUUUCGGGGACACCCUAACCGAAAAUCCGGCAGUGGCCAUGUCUGCUUUUGGCUCUCAUAGAGUCAUAACUGACCGAUGGAAGGGAAUGUCUCCUGAACAAGUCGAAGAAAUUCGCCGAAUUCGUGAAAAGCAAAUCGAGGAGAAACAAACCGAACAGACCAUGCGAAAGACAAUGGAAAGGCAGUGGGAUGAUGAACGGAUUCGACAGGCAAAGACAUCGACUUUGAUGGAAAGAAGCUCGGCAAGACAGCGCCGCGAGCAGCAGAAAAAACUCAUCGAAGAAAAUCGACGAUUAGCGAAGGAACAGGCCGCGAAAUUGAACCAUCUUGACCACGAAGUUUAUACAAAUCCACCUACAGCUGCUUAUUUUAAUCAAUUCAACACCACUUCUCGCUGA
This is a messenger RNA of Oikopleura dioica, 1140 nucleotides long. NCBI's taxonomy places the organism in Eukaryota, Metazoa, Chordata, Appendicularia, Copelata, Oikopleuridae. The record is from the annotation of a GenBank genome assembly.